AUGAGCCGAAAAAAGAGCAAAAUCGUGGCAGAAUCAACCGCCGUUGAAAUGGCAAGAGAGAUGCAAGAGCGAAACUGGGAAGUCGGUUUUUACGAGGCGAUGGAUUUUCUGAAAAAUCAACUCGACGAGCGAGUGGAAAAGAGCUUUCUUGGAAAGACUGGGCUGCGGACAUUUCUUGUUCAAAAUACGAUUUCGGCUUUUGGAGUUGUUCUCCGGACUUUGUGCAAAAAGCACGCUUUCGAAGUUGAGCACAAAGACUUCAUCCGCCUGUUCAUUUCUCUUCAUGUUUACUGCAACCAGUCGGACGACAUCGCCCAAAGAAUCAACCUUUUCUCCACUUUUUUCCAAAGCGACGAGUUCGAAGACAGCGAGGAAGAUUUCCGCGACGAAGAAAGAAUCUUUUUCCUUCAAGAAAAAUUGGGAAAGAGACUUGCGAGCUACAGGGAAGUGACCUCGCGGUUGGCGGUUUUUGGCUACUCGGAGUUGCUUGCCAUGCAUACGAAAUACGCUGUGAAAGAAAAUCUUAAAAGAUUGGUGAUUGUCGUGGCUCAGAUGUUUGAAGAAAAUGUUCUAGAUAUCCUUGAAGAAAUGAUCGAGCUGCACCUGGACAUAAUGCUGGAACUGGACCCGAGCGAAGACCGCGAUCGCAACUUUGCCUGGAUGAACGAGCUCGUCAUCGACUCACUGAUCGAGGAGCGGCGUCCCGAGCUGUUCACCAUGAUCCAGUUAUUUCCAGACUCGGUUCCGGGCAUCAAAGAACUCAGUUUCUGCUUGGAGAAGUCGAUCAAGUACACGCGCGACCAUUUAACGUCGACUUUGGAAGGGCGCAUUCGCGACCGGCUGCUUCAAGGCGGGGCGUUUACAGAAUUGAUCAUCCAGUUCUAUUUCUUCACGAUCCAGUCGCUGAACCACCUGGACCCGACGGGAACGAUGGUGAACAUCGUCUGCGCGCCGAUUCAGAAAUACGUUCGAAAGCGAAUCGACUCGGCGGAAGUGAUCAUCAACCACAUCAUGAACCAGACGAUUUUGAGUGGAAGCCGCCGCCGCGAAGCCGCAAUGGAAAAUGUCGACUUGGCGGUUGAUAAUAGACAAAAUGCGCUGGAUCAUCUUAUUGAAAUCUUCGGGAACGCGGAGCAAUUCAGAGGUCUCUACAGAAAGCAGCUGGGAGAGAAGCUUCUUGAGCAGUUCAAGACGCACGAAGUGAACCGUCUUCUGCCCUCCUUCCUGAGUCGCACAGCGGAUCAGCUUCGAAACAAGCUGGGCGACGACGCAAUGAGCGAUCCGCAAGUGAUGAUCAAAGACAGUCGCGAAACGAUCCGCUUCAACGAGAGAUCCGAAAAAUUCAAGACGCUGAUUUACUCGGAGCAGUAUUGGCCCGAGCUGGUCCACCCGGCCGAUAGGAAAGAAGAAGGCUUGAUUUUGCCAAAAGAAAUCAAGGAAGAGAUCGAGGUCUCGCAAAAACGAUUCGGCGAAAUUAGAGCGAAGAGGAAACUCGAGUACGACAAUCAAAUCGGAGCUGUCAAUUUGGAAAUCACUGUUGGAGACGCCACGAGCGAAUUUACUGUCACUCCCACUCAGGCUGUGCUGGUGAAUUUAUUCUCUGAGCACGAUUCCCUGAAGUUGGAGAAGAUCGCAGAGUUGUCAGGUGUCUCCAGCGAAAUCUGCGAAAAGCGGCUUCAGUUCUGGGUCCACAAAGGAAUCCUCAUCAAAGAAGAAGACGGCUAUAGAUGCGUGAGGGACGACGAAGACGUGGUCGAAGCCGGCCCGGAGGAGCAAAUGGACACGGAAGACAACGAGCAGGAGAAAGCCAAGGCCGAGCAAGAGGCCAAAUUCCAGGCGACGUGGGUGUUUGUGCGCGGAAUGAUCCAGAACAUGAACGAAAUCAAGUUCGAGCGGCUGAGCAGUCUGCUGAAAAUGCUCUCGCUGCACAACCCGGCGCUGCUGAUCGAAGACGACGACUUGAAAGAACUCCUCGAGCAGAAGCGAAAGGACAACAUCAUCGAAGUCGACGGCGAGUGCUACAAACUCAGAAAAGACAAUUCUUAA
Messenger RNA from Oikopleura dioica, 2046 nucleotides. The record is from the annotation of a GenBank genome assembly. Lineage: Eukaryota; Metazoa; Chordata; Appendicularia; Copelata; Oikopleuridae.